AUGACUGAGAAGAAGAUGACUCGAACCCUCAAGUCUGUUACAGCCCCGAAAACCAAGAGACUCUGCAAUGGGACAGUCAAAGAGCCUAAGGCGCAAGAAAAGAAAGAGCCAGAUGUAGCCAGCAAAAGGACGAACAGCAAUCCAACGCCUAAUGUCCUAGUCAAGAAAGCAAAACUCUCAGAGGAAGAAAGAAGUUCCACCGUUACAGAGAGUAAGAAAUCAAGCCCUAAGAUAAGUGAUAAGGCUGUUGGAAGCAUCAACGCUGGCCAGAUGGCAGAGUCGACCACUGCAGUCAAAGAUCCAAGCAGUCACCAGGCAGGCUAUAUGCAUAUUAGUCAGUAUGACGCUCAGCACUGCAGUGGGCCUGCCGCUCCUGUCGCUCCCUUUGGUGCUCGACCUGAAGCUCAGCACUACGUUCCGCCCGUGGGACAAUUUGCCGGCAAUCAACAUGUCGCACCCUUUGUCAGGCAUCCUGAAAGUCCAUUUGGUAUACAUGCAGGCAUCCAAACCGCCACCCACCCCGGUAUCCGUCCUCACAUCCAUAAUAUGCAGUACAGUACCCAGCGGCCAAACCCCUACACGGAAGCAUUCUUCAGAGACAUGGCAUGGACGGUCACGCAGAAUUUCCCGUGGGAGUUGUUUGCUCAAGAACAUGGCUGUACAGUUCCCGAGGUUUCUGUGGCAUUUUGCGCGCUAGUCUUUGCCAUCCUCGGAGACCCCGAAUUCAUCUGGAAGAAGGAAGAGCAUCUCACCACAGCUCAAUUCGGUAAUAUGAUGAUUCGUGAAUGGUGGAAGCAUUACUUGAGCGUGUUAAAACCAAGAGGACGCAUGUACCAGAUGAUGCAGCCUCCCACCCGAACGACCAUUUUCACUCCAAGCCAAGGGACGUGGCCACAGGCACAGAUGGGCGAGACUCCGUCAAGGGUGGUAGAUCAGCCCCUUCACCAAAAUUCAGCGCUCGGAAUUUCUGAACGCUUAUUCCUGGAGGAGACAUGGGAAGAGCUGCAUGCAAAGAUUAAGGAGGAGGUUGAGAUGGUGGAGUGUCGAUGGCUGGAGAACAGGAGCCGCCGUUAA
Aspergillus thermomutatus is the source of this 1074-nucleotide messenger RNA. RefSeq lists its product as uncharacterized. NCBI's taxonomy places the organism in Eukaryota, Fungi, Ascomycota, Eurotiomycetes, Eurotiales, Aspergillaceae. The coding region runs from base 1 to 1074 and encodes 357 amino acids. The transcript has 2 exons. The record is from RefSeq and is a predicted model, not a curated record.